Diabrotica virgifera virgifera (western corn rootworm) is the source of this 2157-nucleotide messenger RNA. Its product is annotated as adenylosuccinate lyase. Gene Ontology annotation, biological process: 'de novo' AMP biosynthetic process. Gene Ontology annotation, cellular component: cytosol. The transcript has a single exon. Gene Ontology annotation, molecular function: N6-(1,2-dicarboxyethyl)AMP AMP-lyase (fumarate-forming) activity; (S)-2-(5-amino-1-(5-phospho-D-ribosyl)imidazole-4-carboxamido) succinate lyase (fumarate-forming) activity. The record is from RefSeq and is a predicted model, not a curated record. Lineage: Eukaryota; Metazoa; Arthropoda; Insecta; Coleoptera; Chrysomelidae. The coding region runs from base 335 to 1801 and encodes 488 amino acids.
AAAUAAUUCUCUUAAAUAAUAAAUAAGCUUAAAUUAAAACAGUAGUCUAUGACGAAAUAGAACUAAAAUACUCAAGUAAACACACUAUUGUCUACGUAAUAUCUACGUAAAAGGUCAAAUACGAUAACAAAUCUUCAAGUAAACCCAAGUAUUAACAAGUUACUAUCUAUAAAAGGUUAUAUAAAGGACACUUGUACAAAACAUCAAAAAUACUUAGUUGCUGUAUGAUAUCUGACGACACAGUGAUCAUAAACUUGUGCUGAAAGACGGGCAUAAAGUGUCAUCUUAACUUUUACCCAGUAUAAUCAGUGUUUGUUUUGAAAAGUCCAUUACCAUGGCCGUUCCUGAAGGUGCUGCAGUCUUGAGGACCUAUAAAUACAGAUCUCCAUUAAGUACCAGAUAUGCCAGCGACGAAAUGCAAUACAAUUUCAGUGAUCACAAUAAAUUUUCCAUGUGGAGAAAACUAUGGGUGAACCUAGCAAAAGCAGAACAAGAACAAGGUUUACAAAUUACAGAUGAACAGAUCAGAGAAAUGCAAAAUAAUGUAACUGAUAUCGAUUUUGAAGAAGCGGAAGCAGAAGAAAAAUUAACCAGACAUGAUGUGAUGGCCCAUGUUCACGUAUUCGCAAAGCAGUGCCCACUAGCAGCUCCGAUUAUCCACUUAGGAGCUACAUCUUGUUUCGUUGGAGAUAAUACAGAUUUAAUAGUUAUCAGAGAUGGUCUAAAUAUCCUGAUUCCAAAGCUAGCCAAUGUAAUAAACAAUCUUGCCCGUUUUGCCAAUAUGUACAAAGAUUUGCCUACGUUAGGUUAUACACAUCUCCAACCUGCCCAGUUAACUACCGUUGGUAAAAGAGCUACACUUUGGCUUUAUGAUUUUCUUAUGGAUGAAGUAGCCAUGGAUAGAGCAAUAAAUGAUCUACGUUUUAGAGGUGUUAAAGGCACUACAGGUACGCAAGCUUCUUUUAUGCAAUUAUUUAAAAACGAUAGUGAAAGAGUUAGAGCCCUAGAUAGAAGAGUUGCUGAAUUAUGUGGAUUUGAAAGAACAUACCCUGUUACUGGGCAAACUUAUUCAAGAAAAGUUGAUGUAGAGCUGGUAUCUAUGUUGGCAUCACUUGGUACUUCCAUUCACAAGAUGUGUAGUGAUCUUCGAUUGUUGGCCAAUUUUAAGGAAAUUGAAGAACCAUUUGAAUCUAGCCAAAUUGGAAGUUCAGCUAUGCCUUACAAAAGAAAUCCUAUGAGAUCCGAGAGGUGUUGUGCAUUGGCUAGACAUUUAAUAACCUUGUUUUCCAAUGCUGCUAAUACCCAUGCUGGUCAGUGGUUAGAAAGAACUUUAGAUGAUUCUGCUAACAAAAGAUUAACCCUUUCCGAAGCAUUCUUGACAGCAGAUGCAGCUUUGAUGGUUUUGAUGAAUAUUACCCAAGGACUUGUCGUUUACCCUAAAGUGAUACAAAAAAGAAUAAACCAAGAACUUCCAUUUAUGUCAGCUGAAAACAUAAUUAUGGCAAUGGUAAAGAAAGGUGGAGAUAGACAGAUAUGCCAUGAAAAAAUCAGAGUCCUUUCACAUGAAGCUGGAGCACAAGUCAAGCAGUUUGGAAAAGACAAUGAUUUUCUUGACAGGGUAAGAGCAGAUCCAUAUUUUAAACCAAUAGUACCUGAACUACAAUCUCUUCUUGACCCUUCCACCUAUAUUGGUAGAGCUUCUGAACAAGUCACUGAAUUUUUAAAUGACGAAGUUAAUCCUAUUUUGUCAAAACAUUUAAAAUAUAUUUACGAAGCUACUCCUGUUAAUCUAAAUCUUUAAAUAUGAUUUUUAUAUGUAUUUUUCUGUUGUAAUGUAUCUUCCAAAGAGUUUUUGUAUAUUUUUGUAAGAAAAAAUACAUAUUUAAGGAGUUUGCAUUUACUUGUUCACUAAAUAAGGUUCCGUUUGUACUUUUCUUUUGUAACGGAGCUUGUAAAGCGUUUUUGUAUAUUUUUGUUUGAGAAUCUGUAUUUAAGUAGUUUGAGUUGACUUUGAUCACUUGUCAUUAUUUAUACUUUUCUUUUGCAACAUGUGGUACAAAUAUGUUCGUAUAUUUUUGUCCGAAAAUACAAGAAAUAAUUUAUUAACAAAACUAUUUGUAUAUUUUGGUUUGAAAAUACAAGAAAUAACUUCUGAAA